AUGACAACAUCCCUUUCUAAUGAACGUAAACCUCUGGAACCGCACAGGACGCCAUCCAUGAGUAUGCCACAGGACCUACCACUUGAGAUCCAAGAGGAAAUAUCACAUUUAUAUCAGGAUGUCCCAGCUUUAAAGAAUAAUUAUAAUAUUAUAGAUAAAAUUGGAGAGGGUACAUUUUCCUCCGUGUACAAAGCUCAGGAUCUGAAAGGUAAGGUUACCUCAAAGUAUGCAUCACAUUUCUGGAAAUCACCUAAAUAUGUAGCAUUGAAAAAAAUUUACGUCACCUCAUCACCUCAAAGAAUUUACAAUGAAUUAAAUUUACUAUAUAUACUCACGGGCUCGAGUAAAGUGGCUCCCCUGUGUGAUGCUAUGAGGAUGAGAGAUCAAGUUAUUGCUAUAUUACCAUAUUAUCCGCAUGAUGAGUUUAGAACGUUUUAUAGAGAUUUGCCGAUUAAAGGUAUAAAGAUGUACAUUUGGGAAUUACUUCAAGCAUUAAAUUUUGUACAUUCUAAGGGGAUCAUCCAUAGAGAUGUGAAGCCAACAAAUUUUUUAUUUAAUCCUGAAUUAGGGAGAGGUGUCCUGGUAGAUUUUGGGUUAGCGGAAAUACAAUCAGAUUUUUCAAAGAAUGAUUACUCGAAGGUGUUUCAAAAUCAAUAUACCGGUAAAGAUGAAAUUGCCGCCGAAUUCAAUGCUAUAAAGGAAUUAAGGAAUAAUGAACAAUUUUGUCCCUGUGUUUUAAGAAGCAAUAACUCAGUAACGUCAUCAUCCUCUUCGUCUGGACGUAGUGGUUCCUCCAGUCAGCAUAAUCCUUACGGGCCCAUGAUAACUAUUCAAAACGGUAAAUUAGUCCAUGUAAACAAUAUGAAUGGAAUGGACCUAUCUAAGGGAUACCCGAAAAACGAAGCACGUAGAGUGAAGAGGGCUAAUAGGGCAGGUACUCGUGGAUUUAGAGCACCGGAGGUAUUAAUGAAGUGUGGUUCACAGACAACAAAGAUUGAUAUAUGGUCUGUCGGUGUUAUACUCUUAAGUUUUCUUGCUAGAAGAUUUCCAAUGUUCCAAAGUUUGGAUGAUACUGAUUCAUUAUUGGAAUUAUGUGCUAUAUUUGGUUGGAGGACCAUUAAACAAUGUGCUGCUAUUCAUGGAUUAGGAUUUGAUGUUAGCGGUUUAACAAUGAUGACAGAAAAUGGAUAUAAAGAUGGAUUGAAAGAAUUUGUUUAUGAAUUGCUUAAUAAAGAAUGUUCAGUAGGUACUUUCCCUGAAUAUAGUGUUGCUUUUGAAACUUUUGGUUACUUAACUCAAGACUUUGCAGAAAGUCGAACUGCCAUUGAACCACGUUUACCUGGCGGUAGUAGGAAUGAUCUCACAACUUUGGAGGAAAAUGAAUUGAAAAAAUAUCAUGAAGAAAUUUGGACUGAUCAUUAUUGGUGUUUCCAGGUUUUGGAGCAAUGCUUUGAAAUGGAUCCAUUGAAGAGAUCAUCCGCUGAGGAGUUGCUCCAUAGUCAAUUUUUCAGUGAAUUGAAUGAUAAUGGUGAUGAAACAGAUCUUGAAGAUACAGAUGAUGAUUUCACAAAUGGAGCAUCUCAAGAUGACGUUAUCAGCUCAAGCCAAGGAGAUGCAGUCGAUGAUGAUGUUUUGCUGAUAUCAGAUAAAUAA
Naumovozyma castellii is the source of this 1653-nucleotide messenger RNA. RefSeq names its product serine/threonine protein kinase CDC7 (gene CDC7). The transcript has a single exon. The record is from RefSeq and is a predicted model, not a curated record. Lineage: Eukaryota; Fungi; Ascomycota; Saccharomycetes; Saccharomycetales; Saccharomycetaceae. Bases 1 to 1653 code for a protein of 550 amino acids.